Molecule: messenger RNA, 1453 nt
Organism: Darwinula stevensoni
Lineage: Eukaryota; Metazoa; Arthropoda; Ostracoda; Podocopida; Darwinulidae
Source: the annotation of a GenBank genome assembly
AUCACACCCAAGGGGGAGUCAGGGAACUUAAACUCAGGCCAAAAAGUUGGCUCUGCCCAAUGUGUGAUCUGCGAGUUCGUCAUGCAAGAGCUGGAGCAGCUCCUCAAGGACAAUGCCACUGAUCACCAGAUUGAGGAGGCACUACAGCAGGUGUGCAACCUUCUCCCAAAGACAGUGCGGGGAGAAUGCAAUGCAUUUGUAGAACAAUACUAUGAGUCUCUGAUCCAACUCCUCGAAAGCCUGGCUCCUGAGGAGGUGUGCAGUAUGCUCCAGCUCUGCAUGUCGUCAGGUGAAACCAUGCAAGUGCCCAUCCAGGAUUUAAAGCUGGACAAGUGUGAUGGAUGUCGCAUGGUCAUAGAUUACUUGGACCGGCUCCUUGAGAACGAAGACGUGGAGAAGUAUGUUGUCGAUGAUCUGGUCAAGUGUGAGGAGCUUAUUGACACCUUUGGGCCAUAUCUUCUGGAUCUUCUUGGAGAGCUAAACGACAGCAUGAAGGUUUGCCGUGCGAUCGACGUCUGCCCGAAGGAAUCGGGUCUCCUGCAGCUGUACGGUGGACCACGAUGCUUCUGGGGAUCUACCUACUGGUGCCAGUCCUUGCUCCAUGCUAAAUCCUGCAAUGUAAAUUGGACUUCUGCAAGAACCUGUGGGCAGAGCAAGGCAAGAUUUGAAGAGCCACCUCUGCCUCAGUGUCCUUUGAGGGCAUUGGACGACUGUUAUCUGGUGUGAUACGAUUUUACCUUUCAGUUAGAUCAUCUCGUGAUUUGUGAUCCCACAGCCUUUGAUGUAUUUUUUCAUUCCCUGCCUUGCUGCAAUAGGCAAUGAUCGUCAUGUAAGAAAAUCCUGAUUGAAAUUAAAGCUGCAUUGUGCCAUGGUUGUCAAGAAAGGAAAGCUUAGAUGCACCUUGAACAGUUGAAACAACAGGAGACUUUAUUGCAGCCAGUGCACAGGGGUACAUUUGUCAAUACAUUCUUUUCAAUAACAUGGAUAAAUAUGUAAAAUUUCAACAUGUAAGUUUUAGACUUGAAGGAUAAAUACCAUGUUAUAUUUCAGUACGUAUGGUGAGACAGCACCAAAUUUUUUACUGGAGUGCAUUUCAGUCAGAGCACCUUUUUUUUGUUGCAAGAACUGGAUAUAAUGAUGUGAAAUGAUUGUGAGGGCUGGUUUGUGAAAUAACUCAUUCCAAGAGUCUUCAUUCUUCCCCUUCCUAUUGUGCAGAAAAGAUAAGCUCAAUCUGAAUUCCAGCGAGAGAUGUGAUAGAUCAAAAACCUAUGCGGACCGUCGGCAGGCCUCGCGUUCGUAGAGCCCGAGAAUCCGUUUGGGAAUGUCUCCGGGUGUUCCUGGGGACACUGGGAAUGAGGUUUUUCUGAGAAAGUGUUGUUCCACAAUCCACCUUGCAAGUGUUGGCGAAUGUUAUGCUUUGUGUCAUGCAAUGUAAGUCUUUUUGACAGUUCCA